Hippoglossus stenolepis (Pacific halibut) is the source of this 6948-nucleotide messenger RNA. RefSeq names its product acyl-CoA synthetase long chain family member 3b (gene acsl3b). The record is from RefSeq and is a predicted model, not a curated record. Gene Ontology annotation, cellular component: lipid droplet; plasma membrane; endoplasmic reticulum. Gene Ontology annotation, biological process: neuron differentiation; long-chain fatty-acyl-CoA metabolic process; long-chain fatty acid metabolic process. The transcript is spliced from 15 exons. NCBI's taxonomy places the organism in Eukaryota, Metazoa, Chordata, Actinopteri, Pleuronectiformes, Pleuronectidae. The coding region runs from base 1450 to 3585 and encodes 711 amino acids. Gene Ontology annotation, molecular function: long-chain fatty acid-CoA ligase activity.
GUGAUGCAUCUUGUCUUUAGAAUAAUUCAGGAUUCCAGAUCCAGGAGUAUUUUUUGUUGGAGGAGAGGUAGCAGACAAUGUGCAUUCUAACUCUCAACUAAAUCAACACAGAAAAAAAGACACAUCUUAUUGGCUUCUUUUACCUCGCAACACUGUAUACACUUAGUGAUCUGAUAAGGAGUACCAUGUAGUCAUCUCUUCAGUUAAAUGUCAUGUUGUGUUCAUUUAAAUGUCCAGAUGAGGAAGUUUAAAAAGCACUUGCAUCAACAUCCAUGUGCUUGCACAAACAAAUGCUGCUUUGAAUUUCUAAUUUACAUUCAGCCAUCAUCUAUCGACGUGUAGGAAUAAACUGACCCCCACAAUGUAAAGAUUGCACUGUCAUUGUCCUUAACGGAAGCACAGGGGCGCAGUGCAGGGGACACACACACACACACACACACACACACACACACACACACACACACACACACACACACACACACACACACACACACACACACACACACACACACACCUCUGUUUACCAAGGGAUCGAAGCAUGUUAGACAAAUCAAAUUUGUUUAAAUAAACAAGAACUUCCAUAAACGCUGUGGAAUGUGUUGCUAUAUCUAUAGAACUACUGAGUAAUAGUUGGGUUGUGUCUUGCAGCUUGUGUUUGCAUGUGGCCAUGAGCUGCCCAACUCUAUGGUCAGUGUCAGAUUCUUCUCACUGCUGUUACUUCAGCUGGCCCGGAUUUCUGCUAACCUCCCACAUGACCUCAGGUCAUCUCCUUCUUAGCUGCAGAAUGAGUCACUGCUGAUACUUUGAAUGUGUUUGCACUCCAUGGUUGCAGGGCUACACUCCGCCAUUUACACCUAAGGAUACACUGGAAAUAGCUGCACACAACAGCCACAUAACUGGUUUGGCGCGGCGCUAUUCUCAUUAUCAUUAGCUGUUCGUGUUGUGUGUCAAAACACAGAUGGAAUUAGUUCUAUCGAGGAAAAGUUAUUUCGGAAUAAUUAUCUUUAUCGGUUUAUCCCCCAGCCCUCAUCCGGAGUCAGUUACAUUUUUAGAACAUCCUUGGAGUGGGAUAGGUCCACAACAUUUACCGAACAGUUCAAAUGUGAUUGCUGGACCUGUUUCUCUUUCGCAAGACUGGUUUUCCAGGUUUUGGUCAGUGCACGUCUCCUCAGGAUGUGACAGUUUGUAGAAGAGGAGCAGAGAGAGGUUUUUACUUACAGCUCAGAGGUUGUCAUGACGUCGCAGCUCAAUGAUUUGGGAUAGGAGGUUGUUCGACAACUGGUUCCACGUUAAACAGCUUAAAAAGUCUGGUUGUCCUGCUGCCCAGAAGAAUUUCCGCCUGCAACCCUCACCUUCAGCAGCAAGUCAAUACCUCACAGAGCAGUGACAAGUGCGUCAUCAUUGCGCUCCUGGUUUGAUUCACCUCCAGCAAGGACUUCAUCUGUGAAGAUGAAGUUAAAGGAGGACAUGAACCCCCUGCUACUGCAGGUGUUCCGCUCUGUUGUCUGGGUCUACUCUGUCAUCACCUUCAUACCCUGGUACUUCUUCUCCGGAGCUGGCAAUAAUUUGGAACAGGCACGCCGUAUGAAGGCGCGCUCAGUGAGCAGAAACCCAGCGGGUCCCUACAGGGCCAUCAACAGCCAAGAGAAGCUGGUAGCAUCGCUGCACCCUGGGGUGGACACCCUGGACAAAAUGUUUGAACACGCUGCAAGGAGGUUUCCACAGAGAGACUGUCUGGGCACCAGGGAGGUGCUCAGUGAGGAGGACGAGAUCCAGCGUAACGGGAAGAUCUUCAAGAAGGUAAUCCUGGGCAACUAUAACUGGCUAUCGUACGAAGAAACCUACCAGGCCUCAAAGUGUUUUGGCAGCGGCCUUGCGUCUCUCGGCCAGAGGCCUCAGUGUAAGAUCGCCAUCUUCUGUGAGACCAGAGCAGAGUGGGUGGUGGCAGCACAAGCCUGCUUCAUGUACAAUUUCCCACUUGUGACGCUGUACUCCACCCUUGGACCCACGGCUAUCGCCCACGGCCUGAAUGAGACAGAGGUGACGCAUAUCAUCACAAGCAAAGACCUGCUUCACAGCCGACUUAAGGCCAUACUGUGUGAUGUGCCGAGGCUGCAGUACGUCAUUGUAGUGGACAGUAAACCCACAAGCUGGCCCGACAUCCCCAGAGGCAUCAUGGUCUACAACAUGGAUGCUGUGAAGGAGAUGGGAUCCAAGCCUGACAAUAUGGCUGUCGGGCGCAGACAGCCACUGUCCUCAGACAUCGCUGUCAUCAUGUACACCAGCGGCUCCACAGGCAUCCCCAAGGGUGUCAUGAUCUCCCAUGGCAACAUCAUUGCUGGUAUCACUGGGAUGGCUGAGAGAAUUCCUAACCUCAAUGAGACAGACACCUACAUUGGCUACCUGCCGUUGGCCCACGUUUUAGAGCUCAGCGCUGAACUGGUGUGCAUCUCUCAUGGCUGUCGCAUCGGUUACUCCUCCCCUCAGACUCUGGCCGACCAGUCCACCAAGAUAAAGAAGGGCAGUAAAGGAGAUACCAGUGUGCUAAAACCUACUCUCAUGGCCGCUGUACCAGAGAUCAUGGAUCGGAUCUACAAGAAUGUGAUGACCAAAGUGGAGGAGAUGAGCAAGUUCCAGAAGACGCUCUUUGUGCUGGCUUACAACUACAAGAUGGAGCAGAUCUCCAAAGGCUACACCACGCCUCUCUGUGACAGUCUAGUGUUCAAACGGGUGCGUUCGCUGUUGGGAGGCAACACGCGGGUGCUGCUGUCUGGCGGAGCGCCGCUCUCAGCUGCCACACAGCGCUUCAUGAACAUCUGCCUGUGCUGCCCUGUGGGGCAAGGCUACGGCCUGACGGAGACCUGUGGUGCCGGCACUAUCAGCGAGGUUUGGGACUACAGCACAGGACGGGUUGGUGCUCCACUCAUUUGUUCAGAGUUCACACUUAAGGACUGGCAGGAGGGUGGUUACUUCAGCACAGAUAAGCCCAACCCGCGGGGGGAGAUCUUGAUCGGCGGGCCCAAUGUAACGAUGGGUUACUACAAAAACGAAGCCAAGAACCGUGAUGACUUUUUCGUGGAUGAGAAGGGCCAGAGAUGGUUCUGCACUGGAGACAUCGGGGAGUUCCACUCGGACGGAUGCCUCAAGAUCAUCGAUCGUAAAAAGGACCUGGUGAAGUUGCAGGCAGGCGAGUACGUGUCUCUUGGGAAAGUGGAGGCUGUUUUGAAGAACUGUUCUCUCAUUGACAACAUCUGUGCCUAUGCCAACAGUGACCACUCGUAUGUGAUCAGCUUUGUGGUGCCGAACCACAAGCAGCUAAUGGCGCUGGCGGAGCAGAUGCAGUUGCGGGGCACAUGGGAGGAGCUCUGCAACAACUCACAGAUGGAGGAAAAGGUCCUUCGCAUAAUUACUGAAGCUGCUAUCUCAGCAAAACUGGAGCGAUUUGAGAUCCCCAAGAAGAUCCGGCUGAGUUCUGAGCCCUGGACUCCAGAGACUGGCUUGGUGACCGACGCGUUCAAACUGAAACGCAAGGAGAUCAAAACGCAUUACCUGGAAGACAUUGAGAGAAUGUACGGUGGAAAAUAACACACAGACCCACACACAAACACAUUUACACAUGUACUCGCACACAUACCCAAGGAACUCAGAGGCCUCUACCAGGACAACGUGGAGAGGAGCUAGUUAGAACAGGUAACACACACACAUUAAUACAGACACAAAGAGCGUCUCAUACUCCUCCUCCUCGGCUUCCCUGCGACCAGCUUUGAUCAAAACAGGGGAAUUUGCUCUUGAAUCCGACUUAAUGCUUUCUGCGACGACCAAAAGGCAAGAAGGUCCCUCGCAGACAACGGAACGGAGCCAGACGCACACGAUGCAACGCACUCACCACUCCUCUUUGAUGGAUUUUUUUUUUUAUCCCCUCCGAGUUGCCAUGACAACCGAGGCGGCACACAAAGUUUGAUGUCUGCAUGACUCGGAGCGAAACAAAUGUCAGGCUAGACGAAUCUGGAUCAGUGUCAGCACGCUCCCCUCCCUCGCCCCCUCUUCUCCUAUCUCUGCUGCUUCUCUUCCUUCCUCCCCCUUCUCUCUGGAGCCUUCCACCACUUCAGCAUGGUGGUGGACUUGCAGUGCAGACACCUGGCAGAAGAAAUGAAUAGAAGGAUCCUUCCUGGGCUUUGAAUUCAUAUUCAGGUUGGAAUCUAUGCAGGGAUCCCUAUCAUCUUAUUUUUUUUAAAUAUGUGUUGCUAAGUUUCCCACAUGUUUGGUUUUCAGCUUUGAAACAUGUUCCAUUAGUUUUUUGUUGUUGUAUGUGACGAGUCUGUGUUGUAAAGCCAUGAGAGAUUGAGCUAUGAAGAUGUUUUAAAAUACUUUUUUCAUUCUGUUAUUUUAUUGUUUUAUUACGAGUGUUUAUUUUACCUCUGGUUUUUGUUGACAUUUUAUUUUAAAGAGCUUUGUUUGUAAGCUUACUUCCUCCCUUUAUUUGCUCAUGUCCCAAAGUUUGUACAUUCGAGUGUGUGUUUACUGACUUGACUCCAGUCCUCAACCCCCUCUGAUCUCGCCCUUUGCAGCAGGGUCCAACAUUAACAGUGUCGGCAUCCUUUGGCAUUUUUUUCAAUUUCUACUAUUUUGGCCCAAAUUUAAAUAUUCUCCAUAUCGGAGCAGCGCCCCCUACUGGAUGCCUCCCAACCUAAGUCUUUUGGGCUAUUCUUUUGGCAUCAUUGAUCCCGUUCAGACCUUCAGGUAUUAACAUCCGUCCUGAGUGAUCCAAUCACACGUGGACAGUGUUGAGCACAGGUGGGAAUGUGCCCAAAAUGCAUCCUCAACACAUCCUCAGAUCCAAUCACUCACGUUUGCAGGUGUUCUCGGAAGCGUGUGACCUCGUUCUUUUCGCUGUGUGAAUGCAAUUGCGUCCUGGGCCACAUACGAAGGAUCGCCUGGCGCCUACUCAGCUGACGUCCUCUGACGAGCUACGGUUUCACAAUUUAUCAAACAUGUUUUUAUGCUUCUCGGUGCCAUCAACACAUAAUUAUUGAUGCUUUUCUUGAAUGUUAAAAUCGCUGCACACUUUCAUUCAAUCAGCCCCUCGUGACUUCACUCCCUCUCUUUCUCUGACAAAAAAUUGUCAUCGGACACAUCUGUAAACAUAAACUGGGUAAAAACAUAAUUUGAUCUUUGGUAGCAGAGAUAACAUGCGUGUUUAUUUGCACAUAGAGUUGGGAAGUGAGAUUUGAUCACACGUGAUGACAGGAGUCACGUUGAGGACUCAUUUUAAAGUCGGGUGUGAACAGGCGUGUGAUCGGAUCACUCAGGACGGAUGUGAAUACCAGGUGUGAACAGGGUGAUUGAUGUGCAGGAGCCCUGCCGCAUCUGACCAAUGACCCAUGCAUCGGAGGGAUGUCUCUAAUAAGGCAACUCAGCCUACUACAGAAAGAUCUUUACAAUAGCAUUUCAUUCCCUGGUUCCUUUUUUUUAGUGCAGCCGUACAUGUUGCCCCUCUUGCCAUAGGUCUUUUAACUUUUGUUACUUUUAUCCCUUUUUUUUUUUUUAAACUUCUGAAUAUGAUAUACAAAAUGAAUGUGCAAUAUUUAUACACAAAAUGUAAAGUGUGUUGGAAGGAUAGUAAUGCACAGACAGCCGCCCCUCCAUAGUGUAUGAAUGUCUAAGCCUGUUACUGUCCACCUCAAUGCAUCGUGGGAAGUCUGUAGGAUACAAAUAAGCUGAGAAAUAUUAAAGGUGAGAACGGUAGAGACACUGAUAAGGAAGUCUCGAUGUUGCCCGUUUUAACGCACCAUGCUGAAAGAUGUGAUGUUCUUUCUUCUUUUUUUACAUGAAACUUGUAAAGUGAAAAAUUUUAACUUGGCAUUGUAGAAACCGCAUGAUGAAAUGUGUGCAUCCGUACCAAAGCACCUAAAUAUAUAUUUGCGAGAGACAGAAGCCGGAGAACGGCGCUCCGAAGGAAUCCCUCACUCCUUUAAUUAAUGGCGAGCAGACGCCGACCUGACCUCACCGAGUGCAGAUAACGUUUCUCUAGCUCCAAAUUAGUUUAUGUGUAUGAUACCGUAUGUGCAAUGUAUAGAAGAAGCUCUUGGAUUCUGUUAAUCGCCAUUUAUUUGAACCCAUGUAUAACGGACACAUUGAUUACUGUAGGUUUUUCGGAUUGAUAGUGAUACAGCGGCAUCAGUAGAAACUUGCUUCCGCAUCUCUUUGUUUUCUUUAGGUUUAUGGACACUAGAUUAAACUGUUCUGUCAGUGGUCAACGUCUUUCUUUCAGCUCCUUCUCUCAAUGCAAACUCUGAUUUGCUUGUACUGAGGACAGAUAGCAGGACACACUAGGUACUCAAAAUAGAACACUCACUAAAUUAUCUACUAGCUUAAGACACACCAAGUUAUUUUAGCAUGUAGAAAUUUGAAGAUUUAUGUUAAUGUAAAUAACAUCUCUCUCCUGGCGUUUCAGUGAAAAGUCAGAUUACUGUGCUGUUUGCUGCUUUUUCCUCUGCCCGGCCAGAGGUGGCUAGUUGCCUUCAGACACGUGAGCUAUCUCCAGGUGUUUUUUGAGAAUGUGAAGCACUCCCUGCGUUCCGUGGAUAGCACACACGCCGUGUCCCACUAUCUACACAUCCAUUUGAACUAACGGCAAAGCAAAGAGGGCGGGGGUGGGGUGGGAUGUGAAGAUGAAUUUCACCUCUCCCGUUUUCAUUUGCGAUGUAAAUAUGUCUCGAGGGGGUCGGGGGAUUGAUGAUCAAACUACCAAUAACUGUACAGGUGUAGAGCCUCCUGUUGACAUAUUUAAUAAUCUUUGUUACUGACAACAGCUUUGAGUCGCCUCCUCAUUUUGUGUGGUGAAGCAGCCCAGCGAGUCGGGCUAUUGCAAGUGUCUCCUUCCUUAUUUAUUUGUGAUUUGGCCUUGGAAAUUAUGUAAUGAAAUAAACUAAAAGGUUUGUGUUGUAA